CCAAAGUGCUACUAUCCAAACAUAAAUAUGGAUACCGCAACCUUCCCGGUUUUUAAAUUUCGCGGACAUGCGCAUGAUCUAUUCAUCGUCAACACUCCUUUUCACCAGUGUGCUGCUUGCGAUCGACGGACUGCUGUUGGCUACGGUGUUGGCUAUAUAUGCAAUGAAUGCGACUUUUCUAUUCACCACAUUUGUGCAUUUUUGUUCAACAUACCGGAGAUAUUCGACCAUCCUUCUCAUGAUGGACAUUGUCUUAAACUUCUCACAACCGGAGCUCCUCAUCACACCGACCCAAAUUGUCAUCUCUGCGGUAAAUACACCAAGAGCAUUCUUUAUCAUUGCUCUGACUGUAAACUCAAUCUGGACAUUGAUUGCAUAAGUCACCACAUAUUUGCAGCUUCCAAAGACCAUCUGCUUGUGUCAUGGCACCACCAUCCUAUACAAAUAUGUUAUACAGAUAUUUGCGAAUUUUGUAAUGGGGUUAACGAACUUGGCUGUCACUGCCUUCAGUGCGGGUUUAGGAUUCAUCUCACAUGUGUCCCCGUAUUUGACUCACCGGAGAUCACUCACCCUUCUCAUGUCAGACUCCCUCUUAAGCUUCUCACCGAUGGAGCUCCAAAUUACACAGACCCAAGAUGUCAUAUAUGUGGAGAAGACACUCAGCACUUACUUUAUCAUUGUGAUAUUUGUAAAUUCAACUUGGAUCUGCGGUGUGCGGCAAAAAGCCCUCCACCAAUUGCUCUUUCAAAUCUAAAGGUCCAUGAGCAUACACUCACACUCAUGCCAAGAUUGAUCUCCUUCGUUUGUGAUGCUUGUGGGACGGAAGGUGACCGUUCUCCUUACAUCUGUGUUCAAUGUGAUUUCAUGAUUUUCCAUCAAAAGUGUGCUCAAUUACCACGUGUCAUUCAUGUCAAUCACCAUGACCAUCGCAUUUCGUACAAGUAUCCUCUUGGUCCUGGAGAAUGGAGAUGUGGAGUUUGUUGGGAAGAGAUUGAUUGGUCAUAUGGGGCUUAUCCAUGCUCUCUUUGUCCUAAUUAUGCUAUUCAUUCACUGUGUGCAACAAGGAAAGAUGUAUGGGAUGGAAAAGAGCUUGAUGAAGUACCUGAAGAAGUUGAAGAUAUUGAGCCAUUUAAGAGGAAUGAUGACAACACGAUCACUCAUUUCGCUCAUGAACAUAACCUCAUGAGCCUCGGAAAAGACGGUGAAGAAGGCAGUUAUUGUGGAGCAUGUGCUCGUCCCAUCAGUUCUUACACAUUCUACAAGUGUUCAAGAUCAGAUUGCAGUUUCAUUCUCCAUGAAACGUGUGCUAAUUUACGCAAGAAGAAACGACAUUUUCUGAGCCCAGAACAGCUAGUUAUAUCUCAAUGGAAAAACUAUGGUAACUUCCCUAAAUGGUGUGACGCUUGUCUUCUAGUUUGCUCUGAAGGAUUUGUGUAUGGUGUGAUGUUUGAUUUAGUAUGCAGUUCCAUUGAUGUACCUUUUAUCCAUGAAAGUCAUCCUCAUCAUUUACUCUACCUUAAACUACAAGACGGCCACUUUAAGACUUGCCAGAGCUGUGGCAUCGAUCAUACUAAAGUCGUCAUAGGUUGCCUCAAGUGCAAUUAUUUUUUGGAUUUUCAUUGUGCCACACUACCGUUAACAGUCAGUCUUCCCAGAUACGAUGAUCAUCCGCUCACUCUCUGUUAUGGUGAAAAGGCGAGCGGCAAAUAUUGGUGUGAUAUUUGUGAAAGAGAAACGAAUCCAGAGACUUGGUUCUACACUGGUUUAGAAAGCGGGGUCACUUUGCAUAUUUUAUGUGUACUUGGGGAUAUCAGGUACGCCAAACCAGGAGGAAAUAUCUGUGAGGGGUUUGAAUUGCAACUUAACAGUAGUUCUACACGACCAAUUUGUCUCAACUGUAAAUGUCGUUGCCCAGGUACCUUUUUUAUUAAUUUUGUUGGCUACGGCGAGGAUCAUGAUGGCUACAACGUGUUCUUCUGUUCUUUUUAUUGUUUAAAACAUGUCAUAUUUCGUUAUAGCAACGACUAUCAUAUCAUGUGCCCUCCAUGGGUUAAGAAGUUAGAACUCAAGACAUGAUGAGGUGGUAAUUAACUUUUGAGUGUGGAACUCAUAUGUUGCCCUUGUCAAUGGUUAGUCUACAGCCAAAUCAAGUGGCCUAUUUUGGUGGCGAAUUUCACUUUUGUUUUAGGGUCUUGAGAUCCAUUUUUCUAUCAUGUUGUAUUAGUCUUAAGUUUGUUUUUAUCAAUAUCCGGAUAAUUUGUUUAGCUACUAAAAUAA
Messenger RNA from Arabidopsis thaliana (thale cress), 2277 nucleotides. RefSeq names its product Cysteine/Histidine-rich C1 domain family protein. The coding region runs from base 28 to 2076 and encodes 682 amino acids. The transcript has a single exon. The record is from RefSeq and is marked reviewed. Lineage: Eukaryota; Viridiplantae; Streptophyta; Magnoliopsida; Brassicales; Brassicaceae.